Ustilago hordei is the source of this 1065-nucleotide messenger RNA. RefSeq lists its product as uncharacterized. The transcript has a single exon. NCBI's taxonomy places the organism in Eukaryota, Fungi, Basidiomycota, Ustilaginomycetes, Ustilaginales, Ustilaginaceae. The record is from RefSeq and is a predicted model, not a curated record. The coding region runs from base 1 to 1065 and encodes 354 amino acids.
AUGGCCGCUCCACAACCCAACAACAGAGUCAUGGUCUAUGGCUAUGCCGCUUCCCCCUUCUACCAAAAAAUCACAUAUCUUCUCGAUCACUACCAAGUCGAAUGGACCCUUGUCGAUGUACCCCCCGUUAUGCCUCGUCCCAUGCUUAGCAAGCUUCUUGGCAUCACCUACCGUCGUAUCCCCAUUGUGUUCAUCGAUGGUCAAGCCUACAUCGACACAACCGCUGCCUCGCUCGCCCUCGAACGAACAUUCGGUGGUGGAUCAGGCCCCAAAUCUCUCCUCCGUCAAUUUCCAGCUCUUCAGCUCCAACUUGCUGUCAACUGGGCUGAAAGUUCCAUCUUCCGCCUCGGCGCUGGUCAUCUUUACAAUGCUCCACUCAACGAAACCUUUGUUAAAGACAGAAAAGAGUUUAUGCCAGGUUCAAGCUUCGAUGGUGCAGCUAUGAAGGCUAGGGUUCCAUUCGUGAGGAGUCAGUUGGUGGCGAAUUUGGAAGCUAUUGAGAGUCACUUGAAGGAACAGGGAGGAGGGGGAAACAAGUUUUUGUUUGGAGAUGAACCUCAGUAUCUGGAUUUCAGUCUGUUUACGCCAUUGAACUGGGUUCAGACUCAGUUGAGGACGGGCGAGGACUUGUUGCCGACCCUUUCGGCCAAGAAUCCGAACCAGGAUUGGAGUAAAUAUCCUUUUCCGAGGGCUCUAACUUGGUUGGCGAGCGUGAGGGAGUAUAUUGCACAGCACAAGGUGAAGCCGGUCAAGUUGAGUGCGGAGCAGGCGGCAGAGGUGAUUUUGAAGCAGUCGGAACAAAAUGCUGGCAAGACAGAGGGCGGGUUGAAGGUGAGUAAGGAUGAUCCACUGGUGAAGGCGGGUUGGGUGAGCGGCGAGAAGGGUCAGAAGGUCAGCGUUACGCCGGUGGAUACGGGAAGAGUGCCGCAGGUGGGUAAGUUGGUCGGGUUGGACAGCUCGAGUGUUACGAUCAAGGUAGAGGUGCCGCAGGGGAGCAAAUCGAUCUUCGCUACUUUCCCGAGGGUCAACUUUGAUGUACGUGCUGUUGACGGUGCCAAGCUCUAG